UCUGGUUGGUAAGACGAGCAUUCAAAUGUAGUUUGUUGAUAUCAAACAAAAAUAUUUGAUUUAGUUGGCCACGAUCCCCACGUCAUCACAACAUGCCGCCGAAACCCGCAAAAUACACAAGAGGAGAGAAAUGUCUGUGUGCUCACAUCGUAAUUACUUUAGCCGUCGUCGCGAUACUGACAAUAGUUUACAUCGUACAUUUGUUUCUCGUCACACAUAAGGAAUAUUAUGAUGCCUUUAAAAUUACCAGACGAGCUUACGAUCCAAGUAUCUCAGGUCUAUCAAUAUCGGAUUACCAAUCCAUUGGGGUGGCGUACCUGAACACAACGCCGGUGACGACGGUUUGUGUGACGCUUCUGCUGCACGCGCGCUGGUCCCUCGCACCAGCACAAUGCACCUCAAUGAGGGACGACCCCGACAUGGCCUCGUACCUGUACUCGUGGAAUAUUAAAUACAAAAUAAACGGAAAACAUAUUAAUUCGGACAUUAAGAGGACUUUGACACAUGCUCAUUUUAGUAGAGAAGAUUACCACAAUAAUAUUGGAUUAUUUGAGCAUGAAGAGCCGAUAAACAAGAAAAAGUACUAUGUUGCUCCUAAAAAUACAAUAGUUACAGACGAAAUGCUGGAAGACUUUGAAAAAAAGAUGGUGUUAAUUGAUUGGCAAAUUAAUUUUUCGGUAAAAGGUGACACUUCGGAUUCGGUCGUGAACGCUGUUCGGCCAAUAUAUUCGUACAAAUGCGCUAUUUAUGCCGACCCCAUUGUUCAGUUACGAGAUUAUGAAUUUUGUGUAGCGUUUGAACAAGACGGCCCUAUUGCGGAUCAUGGUGCAAUGUUGGUCAUGAACUCGACGAUUAUUGGAUUUUUCUCAUGGGGCGACAUCAAAGGAAAAGGCGUGCCUUUAAUUAUUUUAAAUAUUAUACAUUUUAGAGAAUGGUUUGAAAGUAUAGUUUCCUUGUAAACAGUACUGCCAACUCCUAGAAAUUCGAGUCUCUAGGCUCCAAGUCAAAAGUCGCCAGAAAGUCUCUAAAACUAAUUCCAUGAGAAGCGAAUACAAGAUUUUAUCUGGGAGAAGCACAAGUGAGCACAAGCAUGGUAUGGACACUUGAUACUCACCUCCACUCGUUUAUUCGAAAGUCUAUGAUCCAGAACGAUACCAUAAUAAAAA
Messenger RNA from Helicoverpa armigera (cotton bollworm), 1166 nucleotides. RefSeq lists its product as uncharacterized. The record is from RefSeq and is a predicted model, not a curated record. The transcript has 6 exons. Gene Ontology annotation, biological process: proteolysis. Gene Ontology annotation, molecular function: serine-type endopeptidase activity. Bases 93 to 959 code for a protein of 288 amino acids. NCBI's taxonomy places the organism in Eukaryota, Metazoa, Arthropoda, Insecta, Lepidoptera, Noctuidae.